Molecule: messenger RNA, 1661 nt
Organism: Nerophis lumbriciformis (worm pipefish)
Lineage: Eukaryota; Metazoa; Chordata; Actinopteri; Syngnathiformes; Syngnathidae
Product: aerolysin-like protein
Source: RefSeq, a predicted model, not a curated record
UUUUCAAGUACAUUCUGGGUGUUUUAUUCAGCGAAAAAGAGUUUUGAGUUGGUCAAUGAUAAUGUUUUUAGUAUUCUAUCAGUCAUUAUUGUGUGAGAGUUUGCAGAUAUAGAUAUGAUGUAGAUAUUUCAUAUUUUGACUUUUGUAGAUAAUGUAUUUUAGCAACCUGCUUCUCUUGUUCAGUGCUCAAUCAUUAAUGGACUUUUGUCUCAAAGAGGUUUGCUUUGGAUAACAUUAAUGAACUUCAAAGAUAAGUCUACAGAAUUUCCUCUGAUAAGAAGUCACACCCAGUGUCCAGGUCUCCAUCCAAACCAAUCAGAUUCAACAGGCUCUCAGGUGAUUUCACCACUCUAACCUAUAAAAACAGAAAGUUCCCUUGACUUUCAUCAUUAGUCUGACCACAGAAGGUCCCUGGACAUCUUACCGGUCUUAUAUUGUCUGUCCACUCUUCAACUUGUGAGUCCUUCACCUUGCGAGCCGCAUUUCCAGAAGAACCUCCACAUUACAGAAACCAGGCCGUCACUGCUUUCUUGGUUUGUGUGUCUCUGGACUAUCAGUAAGGUUAUUAAAGAUGGCGACUUCACUCUAUCUCAUUGGCGGACAGGGAGGCUAUUCAUUUUCUUUACACGGCCUUGACAAUGGUGCCACCCUCAAGAAGAUUGGAGUGGCAGUGGCCGGCUGGCAGAUCAAAGCCGUGCGGGCUGAACUGACCGACGGGCGUGUGCAGACCUUUGGAAAUGCGCACACUUUCAGUGAGUUUACGUUCAAACUUGGCGAGCACAUCACCAAGCUGUCCCUGUGGGGGAACGGCUUCGGGACACGUCUAGGUGGCAUCAGGUUCUGGACGAGUUCUGGACGUGAGUUCUUCGCACACAUGACUGACUGGCCCCUGAAGACCGAGUACUCUAUCGACGUUGGGUCUGGAGUCUGCCUGGGGUUGGAGGGGAAAUCUGGCUCAGACAUCGACUCUAUGGGGUUCCUCUUCAUCAAUGCCAUCAAGUCUUCUGUGCUAACCAACAUGACCUAUCCCAGCCUGGCCAUGUACACACCCCAGGUCAACAAAGAAUACAUCAAAUCGGUGUCUUAUCACAACGGCACCACUGAGGCUCAAGAGCAGAAAUGUACGUACAGCAGAUCUGUGACCAAGUCUAAAACCUGGAGCACCACCACUAAGAUUGAGUCCACCGUCAGCAUGAGCGUUUCAGCAGGGAUCCCGGGUCUGGUGGAGGUGUCCAGUGGGUUUAGCUUGACCGUGGGAUCGGAGCAGACCUCCGCAAUGACCCAUACAGACACCAUAACGGAAUCAGAUGAGGUCAAUGUGAAGGUCCCGCCAGGAAAGACCGUGAGCGUUGAGUUGUCAGUGGGACGAGCAGUCAUCGACCUCCCCUACUCGGCCACCGUGAAAAUCACAUGCCUGAAUGGCAGCGAGCUGGCCUUCGCAUCCACUGGCAGCUACACUGGUGUGGCUUACACUGCAGUGAAUGUGAAAACCACUGAGUCUGAUAAAGUCAUGAAUGUUGAAUAAGAUGCAUCAACAUCUUACUGUGCACAGUUUUUACGUUGAUUGCAUAACAUUGGUUUGAUUGCUAAUGCAGAGCCAUGUGAACUUGCUGAGUGAAUGACUGUCACAGAUAAAUAAAUCAUCAAAAAAGUUGAAAUAA